Molecule: messenger RNA, 3670 nt
Organism: Nicotiana tabacum (common tobacco)
Lineage: Eukaryota; Viridiplantae; Streptophyta; Magnoliopsida; Solanales; Solanaceae
Source: RefSeq, a predicted model, not a curated record
GAUCUUCUCAUCAUGUUGCGACUUCUCUCAACCCAUUCAAACCAUGUGUCUUUGUUAAAGUUCCAUCUGGUGAUGUCAAAGGAUUUGAAUCCUGCGUUGAAAUAUAUCCUGUUGUCUCCCAUAUUGUACUAAACCAACUGCUCAGCUUAUGAAAGUUAAAGUUUGUUUGGAAGUUAUCCCAGUGAGCUAGAAAAACUCGGAAAUGAAAGAGGAAAAAACCAGAGACAGAAAUCUGGAAGGUUCCUACCAACCGGAAAAAUAAAAGUUGUCGGAAUUCAGAAAGGAUUAUAUGGUUGUGGUCGGAAUUCCCCAGUGAGUGUGUUGUCUGAAUGAAAUUUUUUGAAAAAGUGGCCGGAAAAGUGCUCACGCGCCGGCGCGUGGCAUUGUCCUCGCCGGUGACAUGCUGCGCGUGGGGGCGCGUGGGUGUGAUUUACCGGAGCUAUUUUCAGGGGAGUGGUCGGAAUUUGAACGGCGCUUUAAUGGUGUAUAUGGAUUCACAGAAUACCUUGUUCUCAGGCUCCUCGGGGAGUGUGCCUGAGAGCUUUAAGAAAGGAGAGAGAAAUUUUUUUAUCUCUGCUUCACUUUCUUGAUUGCACUGGUUUGUUGUUGUUGUUUGAAGAAAAGAACACCAUGGAAACAAGGUACCCCAAUAGGAGGUACCAACUAGCUGGAGAAAAGGUUACUAUUAUUGGCACACUUACAUGUCCAAUGGUAGAGAGGAGUCUCUUAAGUUUGGUGAAAUUGUAUGACAACGUAGGGGAAGGAGUGAAAUUUAGACCAUUCUGAUUUUUAGAGAAUCUCUAUAUUGUCCAAAAGGACGAAGUGCGGUGUAGUGGAAUAAAUGGACCCAAAUGGAAUAGAGUGGAUAUAGAUUCAUAUAUCUGUCAAGUAGUUUUAGAUUGAACGAUAGCUGUUGUCAAAUGCUAUGAGGAAUUCUUAAUGUGAACACUGGCUAAAUGCUUCAGAAGUGGAAAAAUAAAUACUGAAGGAGUGUAUUUGGUAUUUCUCUGCAAUUGCCUGAGUUGACCUUUAUCUCGUGCAUCCAAGAACUGCUAGAGUCUAGAAAAAAGAGGGCAGCCCGGUGCAUUAAGCUCCCGCUAUGCGCGGGAUCCAAGGAGGGUCGGACCACGUUGGGUCUUAUAUGCGCAGCUUUACCUUGUAUUCUUCAAGAGGCUGUUUCCGCUCACAUGGCGGCAACUUUUACCAUUGUGCCAAGGCUCCCCUUCUAUUAAAGUGUAGAGUGAGGGAAAAAUUAGGUUGUUUAAAGUUUCAACAUGCACCAAAAAGAAAAGAGAGGUUAUAUGAGAGCUGCUUUACUGGUUGAGCAUCUUCCACUAUAAGAUUUUAUAUAGUAGAUAUGUAGUUGCUUGCCCUACUGUAGUACAGGUUUGACCUUUGUUAUGUGAUUGUAUUAUGUAUAUCUCUUCCAGAAAUUACUAUUUGAUCCCUUUGACGAGAUGAUCUCUAACUUAAUAUAUAUGGAGCUUCAGUUUACUCCUGUGGUGGUUUCCUAUGUGCCUUCUUUUCAUGAAUUCCUAUCUUCAGAAAAUAAGACUUCUUAUUACAGGAGAAUGGCUGGGAAAGCUGUGGUUAAGCAGCCAAUAUCUGCAUUCGACUUUGAGAUUGUUGAAGGUGUUUCCGAUAACCUUACAACUGUUGUGGCAUCUUCUAGCCAGAGUAGCCCAUGGAUUGACCCUGCAACUAUUAAACUUAGACAUAGAAUUGGAAGGGGUCUAUUUGGGGAUGUUUGGUUAGCAACUCGUCACCAAACCACUGCAGAUUAUGACGAGUAUCAUGAAGUAGCUGUGAAGAUGUUGCAUCCUAUGAAGGAGGAGAACAUCAAUGUUGUCUUAGAUCGGCUGGGAAAUUUGUUUACUCAGUGUCAAGAACUAAAACAUAUUUGCUGGCUUCAGGGGCUGUCUGUGAUAAAUGGAAAGCUAUGCAUUGUUAUGAAGUUCUAUGAAGGUUCUGUUGGUGAUAAAAUGGCUCGUGCAAAAGAAGGAAAGCUGUCCUUGCGAGAUGUUAUAAGGUAUGGGACUGAUCUUGCUCGUGGGAUAAUGGAGCUACACUCGAAGGAGAUCUUGAUUCUUAACCUUAAACCUUAUAAUUUCCUUUUGAAUGAAAAUGAUCAUGCAAUUUUGGGGGAUAUUGGGAUUCCUUAUCUGCUUCUUGGAGUUCCUUUGUUGAGUUCAGAUAUGUCAACAAGACUUGGCACCCCAAAUUACAUGGCUCCAGAACAAUGGCAGCCAGAAGUUAGGGGUCCCAUAUCUUUUGAGACAGAUUCAUGGGGAUUCGGUUGCAGCAUUGUGGAGAUGCUGACUGGUUCUCAGCCAUGGAGUGGUAAAUCAGUUGAUGAAAUAUUUAAAUCUAUUGUAAAGAGACAAGAGAAACCACAUAUUCCUGGAGGCCUCCCUCCUGCGGUUGAAAGUGUCAUAGUUGGUUGUUUUGAGUAUGAUUUCAGGAAUCGCCCUCUGAUGGGAGACAUAUUGCAUGCAUUUCUAAGUUCACAGGAAGCAGCUUAUGGCGAUGAGGGAUGGAGAGACCCGGGGAGUCGGGUUAACUUGGACAAAUUAAGUGGAAGUGGCUAUAGCAAGUGGUUGGUCCUAAAGGAUCAGCUUCAAAUUGGAGACACUGUGAGAUCCAGGAAGCCACCAAACUCAUGUAAACCUGAAAACAUGGAGGUACCAGGCGGUACCAUUGUUGGCAUGGAACGAGAUACGGAACGAAAUGGAUUUGUGCUGGUGAGGGUGCAUGGAAUCCAUGAUCCUCUUAGAGUUCAUGGAUCGACAUUGGAGCGGGUGACAUUUGGCUUGGCUGCAGGAGAUUGGGUACGUUUGAAGGCGAACGGUAAGAAACAUUCAUCGGUAGGCAUCCUUCACUCCAUUGAUCGUGAUGGAAGUGUAGCUGUUGCAUUCAUAGGUUUGGAGACCUUUUGGAAGGGUAACUGCUCCGAGCUUCAGAUGGCAGAAGCUUACUGUGCUGGACAGUUUGUAAGGCUGAAGCCUGAUAUCUUCAGUCCGCGCUUUGAAUGGCCCCGAAAGAGAGGUGGUGACUGGGCAACAGGUAGAAUUUGUCAGGUGCUACCUAAUGGGUGUCUUCUUGUGAACUUUCCUGGUAUGCUGGUGUUUGGUGAUGAAAAUAGCAGCUUUUUGGCUGAUCCAGCGGAAGUUGAAAUCGUUUCUUUUAACGCUUGCCCUGGUAUUGUGAAGAAGUAUCAACACCUUGAGGACUUCCACUGGGCUGUUAGACCACUGUUGAUUGCGUUAGGCCUAUUUACUGCUAUGAAGCUUGGCCUUUUUGUUGGCAAGAAAGUCAGGAGAUCAAAGGUGAAGACGGGACGCAACCCGGUGAUACCCUUUGAAGGUCAACAAGGGGAUGCUCAAAAUGCUAGCAAUGCAGCAUGGCUUCCGCCAAAGGUGGCAAAUAUCAUAUUCAGAGAAGGGGCUAGUGUAACAACCACCUCUAGGUAGUUCUUAGUCUCUACCAAUGCCAAGCUAAGAGGAUUGCACUAACAUCUACUGGAAGUUGGAUGACCUAUUUGCGACCUUGGCUUUAGAGAAUGCAAAAAUUCUAUGAUAAACAAGUGUUUAAAGAUCUGUAAAUAGAUGGAUGGCUGUAAAUACACUUUUACUGUUUAUGUAUAUAUAUAUAUUUCCUCCAUUAUAUGACA